This is a messenger RNA of Prorocentrum cordatum, 1858 nucleotides long. The record is from the annotation of a GenBank genome assembly. Lineage: Eukaryota; Dinophyceae; Prorocentrales; Prorocentraceae.
AGAUCGAGGUCCCAGUCCAUUGGCAGACGCCUCUGGGGAAAUCGCGCUCUGAGAUACCGCGCGCGCAGGCGCGCGAUGUUGCACUGUGUUUUUUUCGAGCGAGCUGCGUCUCCACGGGAGCGCUGCAUGUCCGUCUUGUCUAUAGCAGUUUGUCUCAAGCACCUUCACUCCAGCCCCUUGCCGUUCGCAGUCUUCACAGCCCAUCGACACGGCGGCAUCCACGCCGCAGAUCGCAAAGAUGUACGAGAGGAGCGAACGGCAAGCUAAACAGGCAGCGGCGAGUGCAGAGAGAGCCAAACUUGCACUCUGCAGCGCCGCCCUGCGUGAGCACGGGGUUGUGGCUGCAGCCCCCACGUAUGAUCACCUCGCCAGCCUCGGCUUCAUUGACGGCGUCACACAGAGCGUUGUCCCACGUGAGCAGGGCACGGCCCAUCCUGGGAGGAAGAAGGCGUCCACGGAUGAUAACCAAUCCGUUGCGCUGACGGUCGUGCCUGAAAUGGGGGGCACGUGGGAGCAGUCGCCGCCCGAUUCCGCGCGCAAGCUUCUCACUGCUGUCGAGCCCGCGGUGUUGAGCCGCCACAACUUGAGAACCUUGGGAAAACAAAAACAGGCCAAUACCGUUCCAAAAGACGCGUUGAUGAACCUCGUCGAAUUCCACUUCAACUUCGACCGGACGGCCAAGGUCCCGAAGUGGAGGAACAUCCAUGAGUGCAUCGCGUCCUUGACAAGUCGGUGCCAGGCCCUCGGUGCAAGGGUGUCCGCGUUGCAGUUGCCGUGCGCGCUUUCGAACCAGCCUGGGGGGAAUGCUUUCUGGGCAGUUGUGCCCCAUGCUCACCCUGACGGGUCCGAGGCAUUGAUGAACAAGGUGACUGGGAAGAUGAAGCCACUCCCAGAUUCGGGCGUCAAACUCCACAUUGAUUGCUGUUGGUCCGAAACGCGCGGCACGUUGCUGGACGAGUCCGGCCUCGCGGUGAACUACAAGUGCGCUCAACUUUUUCGUAUGACGCACGUGCCGAGCAUGGGCGGGGGCGCCUCCUCGGAUGCCGACCUGAUCCCGCCGCGCCCUGAGAGGAGGAGGGCGCUCGCGCUUCUCGCGUCGCCUCCAGGGCCGCAGGCUGCAGCUGCGGCAGUAGCCCCUGCGGCGGCACCAGUUGCGCAGGCGCCGCCCGCGGGCGUCGAUCAGCCACCCGAGGGCCAGGAUGAAAUGCCCAGCGAAACCGAUGGCGGGGCAGCAAGUGUUCCUGGCUUGGCGGGCGAGGCUGAAGCGGCCGACCCCGUUUUUGCCUUCGGCGCUCCCGUCGACCAGGAUGAACUUGACUUCCUGCCGCCGCCUCCUGCGGAGCCUGCCGCGGGUGCAGCGGGCAGUGUGUAGGGUAUUGAGGCGCUGCUUCUUUCUGAGCAUCCGCUCACGUGGCGAACACGGCAGCACUGUCCAGCGUUUGGGUGACGCGCUCAGGCGGAGUUUUCACAGGGCCAUUCGAGUGCGCGUUCUCGUUUUCCAGAUCCCCUCUUUCACGUAGGUUCCCAGUGUCCGGGCCGCUCCCUUGCCCGAUUGGCUUAUUAUUGUUGCUGGUUUUUUGUUUCAGUAGUGGCACAGGGUGCCCCCCGCGCACUGGCACGAGGGUAAGAGCGCAAUGCAUAUUGGGUUGAUGCAGCUGACUGUGCUCUUUGACCUGUGCCGCAAGCGUUGCGCCUACCAGGGGCGGUCCGAAGGAAGUUUGUCGAAUGUAUCACUGUCGUCAUCCGCAUCGCCUUCGCUAGCACCCGCGUCUGUGCAGCCACGUUGCACCGUGCCGUGGUGGCCUCGACGUUGGAGAGAUCAGAAUGCAAUAGAUUUUGUUGGAGGCAUUGGGGGGGC